GUUGGGCUGUUGGCUUCACCAUAUCCAGUCAUACUACCGAUUUUUGGCACAGCUUGUAGCAGGCAAAAACUUUGCCCGAAAGAUAUAACUGACACAGCCGCCAAUAUUAACUCUGAACUCUGAAGCACUCGCUUCCUAUCAUUAAUCAAAUCCCCUACUCUUUAGUAAUUUCUUUGCUUGGACUUCUGGAAUUUCCCUGCAUCUUUUCAUGGCUCUGCAGCUCUGCUCUUCUUCUUCUUCUCUGCUUUCUCUCUGCAGCCUGCAACUGCUCCGCCUUUCUCCCAUUGCAUCCCCUUCAGACCAGUUUCUCAAACCAACAAUAAUGCCCCAAGGUAUCCUCAAGAAGAAGAAGCAGAAGCAUUCCCUACUUUUUUGCCGGUCAAGCAAUGAUGAGAGCAACGAGGAUUAUUACUUGGAUGCUCCUGUUUCAGUAGGAGAUGGCUUUUCUUUUAGUGGAGGAAAAUAUUCAGAUGAGCCAAGUCCAGCUGAUGAAUGGUUCGAGCAAGGAAAGAUUGUAAAAGCACAUCCUGUUGGGGGUACUGGUGACAAGGCCAAGGAUCCCAUCUUUGGUCUUGCAAUGGGAGGUGGUUCACAAACCUCAUCUGAUCUUUUCAGAUGGUUUUGCGUUGACAGCGGAAGUGCUGACAAUCAUCCCAUUGUGUUAAUUCAUGGUUUUCCUUCACAGGCAUAUUCCUACCGCAAAGUCCUUCCAAUACUUUCAAAGAAAUAUCAUGCAAUUGCAUUUGAUUGGCUUGGAUUUGGAUUUUCUGAUAAGCCCCAACCUAGAUAUGGUUUUGACUACACUCUGGAUGAAUAUACGUCAUCCUUGGAAUCUAUUAUAGAUGAAACCACCAAGGGUAAGGCCACACUAGUUGUCCAGGGCUACUUUUCGCCUGUUGUGGUCAAAUAUGCUAGCAGUCGUCAAGAAAAGAUUACUGAUCUCAUACUUCUCAACCCUCCACUCACAGCCAAGCAUGCCAAUCUCCCGUCCACAUUAUCCAUAUUCAGCAACUUUCUGUUGGGGGAAAUUUUUUCUCAGGAUCCUCUAAGAGCCAGUGAUAAGGCCCUGACAAGCUGUGGCCCAUACGUAAUAAAAGAAGACGUCGCAAUGGUUUAUAGGAGACCUUACCUCACGUCUGGUUCUGCAGGAUUUGCACUAAAUGCAAUUAGCAGGGCCAUGAAGAAAGAACUUAAGCCCUACAUUGAAGAGAUGAGAAGGAUACUAAUGGACGAAAACUGGCAAGUUAAAACAACAAUCAUUUGGGGCGAACGAGACCGCUGGCUAAGCUACAACGGAGUCGAGGAAUUCUGCAUAGAAUCGAAGCACCGACUUAUAAGACUUCCAAUGGUAAUUUCAUACAAUGGACUAGCAACAUUACGCCCAAAAUUGCAAUACUGCUUGGCCAAUUAGAGCAGUUCAGAAGAAAGCAGGGCACCAUGUACAGGAGGAUAGCGGAGAAGAGGUGGCGCAACUUAUUGCUCAAGUUGUUGGCCGGUAAAGUCUUAUUUUGCAGGAUUUCUGAAGCUGUGUUGUUUAAUCUUCCGGGAACUCCAUAAGUGAUCUGACUCCUGUAUCUGGAACCAUAAAUGUAGAUAUGUAACUUGAUGAAGAAUUAAUUUGUGAAAAUUAUUAUCCCUGUCUGUCUGCUUCAAA
This is a messenger RNA of Coffea eugenioides, 1654 nucleotides long. Its product is annotated as haloalkane dehalogenase. The record is from RefSeq and is a predicted model, not a curated record. Gene Ontology annotation, molecular function: epoxide hydrolase activity. NCBI's taxonomy places the organism in Eukaryota, Viridiplantae, Streptophyta, Magnoliopsida, Gentianales, Rubiaceae. The transcript is spliced from 13 exons. Bases 209 to 1411 code for a protein of 400 amino acids.